Closterium sp. Naga37s-1 is the source of this 1092-nucleotide messenger RNA. Lineage: Eukaryota; Viridiplantae; Streptophyta; Zygnematophyceae; Desmidiales; Closteriaceae. The record is from the annotation of a GenBank genome assembly.
CGUGACAGAGCAGCGGCUGACAUGACAUCACCUGAUAACGAGGUGCCACGUGGCGAUCCCUUAGUGGAGCAAGUGGCGUCCGUCCUCCUGGACCGCCUGGCAGACUGUCGGCGCACCUUCUCCUGCGUGCUGCUGCUGGGCGGGGCUGCGCUGCCCUCUGUGCUCACCACGCUGCUGCGCACCCACCCAGCUGUGCAGCGAGUGGUGGUGGUGGACGUGUCCCCCACGGCCCUCGCACUGGCGCGCGCCCACCUGCCUGCCCACGCCGUCUGCUGCAAUCACGCCCCCACUGCCACCGACCACACCUGGACUCCGCACCACACUGAACACCCAGCAGCAGCGUCAGCAGUACGCGCAGCAGCAUCAGCAUCAGAGGCGGCAGCAGCAGCGAGGGUGCAGGUGGCGUUUGUGCUGGCAGACGAGGAGCACCUGCCCUUCCACUCCAGCUCGUUUGACGCGGUGAUAUCAUGUGUGGGGCUGCACUGGGUCAACGACCUGCCCGCCGCCAUGGCGCACAUCAGGAGGGCGUUGAAGCCCGAUGGGCUCUUCCUCGCGGCCAUGCUGGGCGGCGACACCCUCCGGGAGCUGCGCAUAGCAUGCACGUUGGCUCACAUGGAGAGGCAGGGCGGUGUGGCGGCUCGAGUCGCCCCCAUGGCUCAGGUGCGAGAUGCGGGCAAUCUGCUAACCAAAGCCGGUUUCGCGCUGCCCACGGUCGAUGUCGACGAAUUCCCCGUCGCCUACCCUUCAGCUGUGCAGGUGGUGCAGCACCUGCGAUUGCUGGGCGAGACAGACUGCACUCUGCACCACUCCCAGCCGUUGCCCCGUGACACGGCGCUGGCAGCAGCAGCCAUCUACGCGCACAUGUUCCCCGCCUGCCCUCCCUCCGCACACGCUCAUUCACCACCAGACCUUGCUCCUGGUGUAGAGGCGAGGGGGGACGAACAACAAGGGAGGGAUGAAGAUGGGGUUGUUGCAACAUUUCAGGUCAUCUUCAUGGCGGGCUGGGCGCCGCACGAGUCGCAGCAGAGGGCUCGCCCUCGUGGAUCCGCGGCCGUGUCUCUGCACGCCCUGCACCACUCCCUGCCGGCCUAG